This is a messenger RNA of Melitaea cinxia (Glanville fritillary), 1680 nucleotides long. RefSeq names its product C-terminal-binding protein (gene CtBP). The record is from RefSeq and is a predicted model, not a curated record. The transcript is spliced from 9 exons. Gene Ontology annotation, molecular function: NAD binding; transcription corepressor activity; oxidoreductase activity, acting on the CH-OH group of donors, NAD or NADP as acceptor. Bases 10 to 1353 code for a protein of 447 amino acids. Lineage: Eukaryota; Metazoa; Arthropoda; Insecta; Lepidoptera; Nymphalidae.
CCGCUUUAAAUGGACAAACGCAAGAUGCUGCCAAAGAGAGCGCGUAUGGAUAGCAUGCGGGGUCCUAUUGCAAAUGGACCCCUGCAAUCGAGACCCCUAGUGGCACUGCUCGACGGUCGCGACUGCACCGUCGAAAUGCCGAUACUGAAGGACGUUGCGACAGUCGCGUUCUGCGACGCGCAGUCCACGUCGGAGAUACAUGAGAAGGUUCUGAACGAAGCCGUCGGCGCGCUCAUGUGGCACACGAUCAUUCUCACUAAGGAGGACCUCGAGAAAUUCAAGGCGCUUCGGAUCAUUGUCCGCAUUGGAUCCGGCGUCGACAAUAUAGAUGUUAAGGCUGCCGGUGAACUAGGAAUAGCUGUAUGUAAUGUACCGGGAUACGGUGUUGAAGAAGUAGCCGACACGACAAUGUGUCUCAUAUUGAAUUUAUACCGGCGGACGUACUGGCUCGCCAACAUGGUACGAGAAGGGAAAAAAUUUACGGGGCCGGAGCAGGUGCGCGAGGCGGCGGCCGGCUGCGCCCGGAUCCGCGGCGACACGCUCGGCAUCGUCGGCCUCGGCCGCAUCGGCUCGGCCGUCGCGCUGCGGGCUAAGGCUUUCGGCUUCAACGUCAUUUUCUACGACCCCUACCUGCCCGACGGCAUCGAGAAGUCGUUGGGGCUGACCAGGGUCUACACUCUGCAGGACCUCCUAUUCCAGAGUGACUGUGUAUCAUUGCACUGCAGUCUUAACGAACACAAUCACCAUCUUAUAAAUGAAUUUACUAUCAAACAGAUGCGCCCAGGCGCGUUCCUGGUGAACACGGCUCGCGGCGGGCUCGUGGACGACGAGGGGCUCGCGGCGGCGCUCAAGCAGGGCCGCAUCCGCGCCGCCGCGCUCGACGUGCACGAGAACGAGCCCUUCAACGUCUUCCAGGGCCCGCUGAAGGACGCGCCGAACGUGCUGUGCACGCCGCACGCCGCGUUCUACUCGGACGCGUCGGCGCAGGAGCUCCGCGAGAUGGCCGCGUCCGAGAUCCGGCGCGCCAUCGUGGGCCGCAUCCCCGACUGCCUGCGCAACUGCGUCAACAAGGACUACUUCCUGGCCGGCGCCGCGCCCGUGCUGGCGCCGCCCGCGCCGCCCAUCCCCGCGCCGCAGCCGCCGCCCGCCACCUACAGCGAAGGCAUGAACGGCGGCUACUACGGCGGCGGGGGCGCGCAGGCGGCGCACUCCACGACGGCGGUGCACGAGGCGCCGGCGCUGCCGCCGCAGCCCGCGCCGCAGCCGCCGCCGCAGCCGCCCAUCACGCUCCCGAUAAACACCUCGGACCCGGCCAAUCAUCAGAUGAAGCAAGAGAGCUCCGACGUACACUAGGCGACACGCUACGUUACAGUACCGUACCGCGAGCAUCAAACAAACAUACAAACAAUAGUUUUAUUGAUUCCAUCGCAACUAUGUCAUAAGUACCUACGUAAGCGACGAGUGAUGUAUACUGUGGCGACGUUUGCAUUACAUGUACUAAGAGACCGCUACAAACUAAAGCUAUGUCUAACAAGUCUUAACACGUCAGUGCUCAAAAGACAAUGCAUUGAAGCGACGAGUGAACAACUUUAUAGCUUUACUGUGACGGAUGUGGUGUUAGUUGGAUGAUUUGAAUAUAAUUUUGUUUGCAAAUAAAACCUGUCGAAAAAUAUGGCAAAA